GUCCGAACCCACAGGAAUACGAAAAGCCUCCUUUUCCUCCCACACCUUCGACUAAUGUUCAUUUCACCAAGAACAACACCACCAUUUCCUUGAGGACUACAAUCUGCAGGAGGGAUCCUUGGCAAGAUGCCGGAGCUAAACUGCUCCCGUGCAAGUCUUUUCCGUACCGAUGUCUCCAGCGAUGUCGGGUGUCCAGAUGCAGCUGUGCUGUGUGGAGUGAACAUCUCCUGGUUGCUGGAGAACGCCACUGAGCAGGAAGUGGAUGAAAUGUGCUUGAGCGAGGAGGAAUAUCUUGCCAGGCAACUGGGGCCGCCGAGGUCCCCGAAGUUCCUUCCCGUCUGUGUCACCUACCUGAUCAUCUUCAUGGUGGGCGUUCUGGGCAAUUCCCUCACCUGUGCGGUCAUCUUGCGCUACAAGGUGAUGCAGACGCCCACCAACUACUACCUGUUGAGCCUCGCCGUGUCGGACCUGCUGGUGCUGCUGCUGGGCAUGCCGCUGGAGCUCUACGAGAUGUGGCAGAACUAUCCCUUCCUGCUUGGGGAGGGAGGCUGCAAUUUCAAAAUCUUUCUGUUUGAGACCGUCUGCUUCGCCUCCAUCCUCAACGUCACGGCGCUCAGCGUGGAACGCUACCUGGCCGUGGUGCACCCCCUCAAGGUCAAACACAUGGCAACGUCCUCUCACGUCAAGAGGGUCAUCAUCGUGCUGUGGUUGCUCUCCAUGCUGUGCUCUGUUCCCAACACCAGCCUGCACGGGAUUGUGGUGCUGCCUCCGAGGUUCGGACGACACUUCCCCCGUUCCGCCAUCUGCCAUUUGGUCAAGCCCAAAUGGAUGUACAACCUGAUCAUCCUGAUUUCCACGCUGGCCUUCUUCAUCUUUCCCAUGCUGAUCAUCAGCAUCCUCUACCUACUUAUCGGUUUCGAGCUGCACAGGGAGAGGGUGACGAUGACCGUGGAUGACAGGUGUGGCUUUGGACCAGAAACCCUUAGCAGACCUCACAGGCAGAAGCUGAAUGAACGCAACUUUCAAGUCACCAAAAUGCUGUGUGUGUUGGUGGUUGUGUUCGGCCUCUGCUGGGCUCCCUUCCAUGCGGACCGUCUGAUGUGGAGCUUCAUGGACGCGUCCGUAGAGCAGCACAUCCAGAUCUUCGAGCACGUUCACAUUGUCUCGGGUGUCUUCUUCUACUUGAGCUCCGCCAUCAACCCCAUCCUCUACAACCUCAUGUCCACCCGUUUCAGGGAAAUGUUCAGCCACAUCACGUGCUAUAGAAACACCUGGCCGCUACGCUCGGGCAUAGAGAUGACCCAGCGCAGCAACCUGAGUCAGAAAACACAGAGCAGCUCCAAAUGGACUCAGACCUCUGUGCUGAAGCACAUUACACUGAAUAAGGAAGGCUGAAUCACUAUGGAAGUACAUUGAUGAAUGUUUUAUUCAUCCGUUCACAUCAACCACAGCGCAUUCAAUGGGUCGAUGUCUGAAAAUGAUCAAAAGCAAAUGUUCUGACCUUGACAUGAGCAGGAUAGGAUGAGCGCUAAUGGGUCAUGAAUGAUGCGAGAGGAAUACAGUAGAAAAUGCAUGAAACAUUUUACAUGAAGCACACUUUAGUGCAAUUCUACCAGGGAACUACACUUUUAGAAAGGCUGAAAAAUAUAGGACCACUACUUCUAGAGGGGAUGAGAAGAUGAGGAGAUAACGGCUUGGCGGUCACUGGUGGGAGAAGAGAUUAACAUACAAAUUAUAGAAAACCCUUUUAAUGCAUUGGAAGAUUCAUCCAUUAAUUGUCAUGAAAUUAAGUCAGUUGUGGUGGACUGAAAGUAAUGAUUGUGUAUCCUGCAUAAUACCGCACACCAGAAAGUGUUUCUCAUUUGCCUGUGGAACAUUCUGAAAAUAUAAAUUAACUAAAAAAAAAACAAAACAGCAAAAAUGGAAAAAAAUCAGCAGUGAUUUUAAAAUGACAGAGGCAAAAUAUUAAAAGAAAACAGUUGUAAUCUAACAGCAAAAAGCCGUAACUUUACCAGAAUAUCAAGGGUCACAGGUAUGCUGGAGCCUAUCCCAGCUGACUUGGGGUGAGAGGCGGGGUGCCUUUUCCGAGCCUACAAAGCACAUGCAGACCGGUUAAGCAAACUCCUCGUCCCCUCCAGUACCCUUGCAAGGGUGUAGAGCUGGUCCACUGUUCUGCGACCGGGACGAAAGCCACAUUGCACCUCCUGUAACCGAAGUUCGACUAACGGUCGUACCCUUCUCUCCAGCGCCCUGGAAAAGCCUUUCCCAGGAAGGCUGAGGAAUGUGAUCCCCCUAUGGUUGGAACACACUCUUCUAAGGAAGGGGGACCACCAACCCGGUCUGCCAAUCCAGAGGUCCUGUUCCCGACUUCCACGCAGUGCGGAAGAGACGUGUCAGCCAAGACAGUCCCUCACGAGCGCGGACAGUUUCAUCACUGUGGCCGAGGCAUCACAUCUUCAUUGACGGUAGACAAUGUUUAUCCUUUUCAUUCCUCAUUUAUAUGCAUUUCAUGCAUUUUGCAUGUAAAACUAUAAAAACGUGUUUGGUGUUCAUAUUUUUGGCUUUACAUGAUAUCUUAUGGGGACAAUUGAGGAAGUUUCGGACCUCCUGGAACAGAUUAGUGACGCUGCUCAAGGUUCCACUGUACUUGAGUCCUAAUUUUUGCUACCAACUGUCUGUAUUGUGGAUUGUUUUUGUGCUUUAUUUGAACACUGAUGAUAAUUCUUGUUCAUUAAUGUAUAAUUUAGCAAAUGAUCGUAAAUGUGAAUAUCUCCUAAUUCCAAUGACGGGUCUGCAGCAGUACUAUUUCAUGAAAGCAUGGAUGUUCUCUUACAAUUCAUGAUCUCGUUCUUCACAUAACAAUAACAUCAGAGGAGAUGCUGUCCCUUUAUUUUGGAAAGUAUUUCUGCUUUAAUGAGACUUUGGACUUAUUUUCAUAUUCACAGUUCAUCCAACUCCAGGAGAGAAAUGCCCCCUGCACCAAACAAAUAAAAAAGCAGUAAUAUGA
Dunckerocampus dactyliophorus (ringed pipefish) is the source of this 3007-nucleotide messenger RNA. RefSeq names its product neuromedin-U receptor 1-like. Gene Ontology annotation, biological process: G protein-coupled receptor signaling pathway. Gene Ontology annotation, molecular function: neuromedin U receptor activity. The transcript is spliced from 4 exons. NCBI's taxonomy places the organism in Eukaryota, Metazoa, Chordata, Actinopteri, Syngnathiformes, Syngnathidae. The coding region runs from base 127 to 1395 and encodes 422 amino acids. Gene Ontology annotation, cellular component: plasma membrane. The record is from RefSeq and is a predicted model, not a curated record.